AUGCAUGUUUCUGAGACUAGAAUAAGAUGCGUCAUCAUUCCAGUUCCACUAGAUAGAAACGUGAUGAAUCUCAAUGACGCACAGCAAAAUCUGUAUUCUUUACACAUCUUUAAACACCAAUGUCCUGUGUUUUCAUACAAAUGGUACAUAGAUAAGAGACAUGAAAAGAAUGAAUCAGAGAAUCAUUUAAACUGCAUAUCACAAAAACAAAUAAGCCUUAUGCUUGGUCUUUUGUUUUCAAUUAAAACAUUUUGUAAAAAAAUAAGUCCUGAGGAGCAAUCUUCAACAAGCAUUGUCACUUCUUCAUCCUUCCAUUCUUUUAGUACUUCACUGUAUAAACUUCAUUAUUUUGAAUCUCUUACUGGUUGCAAGUUUGUACUGAUUACGAAGCCUGGACUACCAGACAUGUGUGAUUUUUUAAAAACUGUGUAUAAAGACAUUUAUGUUGGUAAAAUAUUAAGAUGUAUGAAUGAAGCGAGCGUUUCGGAAAACGCUGCUUUCUUUUUUUCUGUGGAGCUUGAAAAUUUUAUACAACAAAGUCGCUAUAGUAAAUUGCUUGAAACGAAAAACGGAUUACUCUCAUUGUAUCAUUGCGAAACGAAAAUGUAGAUAGCUUGUUGUGUUUGUAUUUCUUUUUAUUUCUAUUCAAAUUAAAACACAACA
Messenger RNA from Hylaeus volcanicus, 663 nucleotides. RefSeq names its product trafficking protein particle complex subunit 1-like. The record is from RefSeq and is a predicted model, not a curated record. NCBI's taxonomy places the organism in Eukaryota, Metazoa, Arthropoda, Insecta, Hymenoptera, Colletidae. Gene Ontology annotation, biological process: endoplasmic reticulum to Golgi vesicle-mediated transport. The coding region runs from base 1 to 609 and encodes 202 amino acids. The transcript is spliced from 4 exons. Gene Ontology annotation, cellular component: TRAPP complex.